UUUAUAGAGUUGCGGCACGUGCAAGCGCAGCGGGAUCAACAAGAAGAGAAACAAUUAGACGUACCCAAAGUAUGAAAAGUACACCAAAAUCACCAACAGAAAUGGAUGUGGGAAUAACAAGAACUACAAGUUCAUCAACAGAACGGAACCCAAAGAAAAAAAAGAAAAAGAAAAAAGGAUUUCUCGAAUUUGGCCCUUUACGUUUUAUUUCUUCGCCAAAAGAUGAAGGUAAACGUUUAAGACCAACAUCCCUUCAAAGACAAGAUACUAUUGGAAUACAAAAGCCCGGACUUAGAGCUAUGCUUUAUGGAUUGACUUUAAAAAUGGAAAAAGAAGAAAAAUUACAAAAGAAAUUGACAAGAAAAAGAGAAGGUAAUUUAUAG
Molecule: messenger RNA, 383 nt
Organism: Meloidogyne enterolobii
Lineage: Eukaryota; Metazoa; Nematoda; Chromadorea; Rhabditida; Meloidogynidae
Source: the annotation of a GenBank genome assembly